UCUGUUCUCCUUCUCAAUCUCCCCAAAAACGCAGACAGUCUCAUAAUUCAGAGAUCCCUUCCCCUCUCAAUCUCUCUUCUCCAAUUUCUUUGGGAUCACGAUAACCCUAGCUUGCACCGGAGUACAUCUCCUCAACUGGGAGAUCUCCUCACUCCUCGCUCUAUAUGCCUCUGCAUAAAAGAGGCACCUUUGCGUUUACUCUCGAUCUUCUCCCCUCAAAAUUCGCGCUGUGAUCUCAAAAAAGGACAACAAUGGCGCUAUUUCGGAGAGGUUUCGUGAUCUGGGUGAUAUUUGGAUGGUUGCUCGCAUCUGGGUUUUGUGAUGAUGAGGAGUUCCAUCGAGCGUUUCCAAUUGUGGAGCCAGAUUCUGGUCAUACCAAACUUCGUCUUUCAAGAGAAGGCCUGCGUGUUAUUGAAAGAAUUACAACUCCUAUAGCAGUAGUUGGCGUUAUUGGUCCAUACCGCUCAGGAAAAUCGUUUCUUCUUAAUCAACUUCUCUCCCUUCCAUGUGAUAAAGGUUUUGGAGUUGGACAUAUGCGUGAUACGAAGACGAAAGGAAUAUGGGUUUGGGGUACACCAGUUGAAAUGACUAUUGAUGGACAAAAAGUCUCUGUCCUAUACAUUGAUACCGAAGGAUUUGAAAGUGUUGGAAAGUCAAAUGUCUAUGAUGACAGGAUUUUUGCUCUGGCGACGAUCAUGAGUUCUGCGCUCAUAUAUAAUCUACCUGAGACGAUUCGUGAGGCUGACAUAUCUCGUUUGUCAUUCGCUGUUGAAAUUGCGGAAGAAUUCUACGGCAGAGUGAAGGGGCAGGAUAUUGCAUUUCAGCCUGCUAAGCUUGUGUGGCUUAUCCAACGGGAUUUCCUACAAGGGAAAUCCGUUCAAGAAAUGGUGAAUGAAGCUCUCAAACGGGUCCCCAAUUUUGAUGGUGACAAAAACAUUGAUCAGGUAAACCAGAUUAGGGAAUCCCUUGCAAUUAUGGGUGAUAAUAGUACAGCCUUUAGCUUACCACAGCCUCAUCUUCAAAGAACAAAACUUUGUGAUAUGAAUGAUAGUGAGCUUGAACCGAAAUAUGUUGAAAGAAGGGAGCAAUUGAAAGAACUUGUUGCUACUGUUAUACGUCCAAAGAUUGUGCAGGGAAAAACUCUUAGCGGGAAGGAGUUUGCUUCCUUGCUGGAGCAGAUUCUUGAAGCCUUGAACAAAGGGGAAAUUCCAUCUACAGGUUCUCUUGUCGAGGUCUUCAAUAAGGUAAUUCUGGAACGGUGCAUGAAGUUGUACAAUCAAAGAAUGGAUAAGCUGCAUUUACCAGUACCAGAGAGCAAAUUGGAGCAGGCUCAUGAUGAAGCGAAAAUUGAAGCAAGAAAACUAUUCGAUCAACAACAUUUUGGUCGCCAUCAUGCUAAACAGUCUAUCAUCAGACUUUAUGAGGAAAUACAGAAGGUUUAUAGAAAUUUCCUUCUGGCAAAUGAAUAUCAAUCAUCAAAACUGUGUGAGGCGUUAUACACACAGUGUGAGGAUACAAUGGACCAGCUGCAAGUCUUGAGACUUCCUUCAAUGGCAAAGUUCAAUGCUGGUUUUCUUCAAUGUAACCGAAGUUUUGAAGAAGAGUGUGUCGGGCCUUCCAAAAAAAAUUACGAACAGAGAAUGUCAAAGAUGCUUGGAAAGUCACGGACUCUUUUCAUCAAAGAUUACAAUCACAGGCUUUUCAACUGGCUGGUGGCCUUCUCUCUCGCUACGGUAGUGGUUGGACGAUUUGUCAUCAAGUUCUUUUUGGUGGAGAUUGGGGGAUGGGUGAUGUUCAUCUUCCUGGAGACUUACACAAGGAUGUUCUGGUCAGCAGAAUCACUAUAUUACAAUCCGGGUUGGCAUUUCAUUGUGGCUUCUUGGGAAACAAUAGUUUAUAGCCCUAUUCUUGAUUUGGAUAGAUGGGCGAUUCCUAUUGGAGUGUUGAUAUUGAUUUUGCUCCUAUAUUGGCGGUGCUAUGGGAGGAGGAAACACGGUUCUCGCUCUCUAUUGCCCCUGUACAACAGCUCUCACAAAAGUGGCUCCACUCGUCCAAGAUCUGAUUGAACAAAAUAGAUCUAGUCUUAAGCUUUGCCACCCUGGAUGGUCACCUUCUUUUUAUGGUGCCCUGCCGAUGAAUUGAAGAUUCUGCCUGCAUACUGAUUUAUGGUGGCAGAGAUAUAGAAAGCCUCUGAGAGCACUGUGCAUUCAACUGUAAGCAUUUGUUAUAUUAUCAAGGAAGCACAUGCUGCUUUACAAACAGUUCAUAUUUAUUUCUAGAUUCUUUGUUACAGUCGUCCUUGUACCUUUGGUUCUUUCCACUAAAUCUUUAAAUUUAAAUGCAUAUUCUUCUGAUAAA
Asparagus officinalis (garden asparagus) is the source of this 2358-nucleotide messenger RNA. RefSeq names its product guanylate-binding protein 4. NCBI's taxonomy places the organism in Eukaryota, Viridiplantae, Streptophyta, Magnoliopsida, Asparagales, Asparagaceae. The record is from RefSeq and is a predicted model, not a curated record. Bases 252 to 2066 code for a protein of 604 amino acids. The transcript is spliced from 17 exons. Gene Ontology annotation, molecular function: GTPase activity; GTP binding.